Molecule: messenger RNA, 2728 nt
Organism: Scophthalmus maximus (turbot)
Lineage: Eukaryota; Metazoa; Chordata; Actinopteri; Pleuronectiformes; Scophthalmidae
Gene: c1ql3a
Product: complement component 1, q subcomponent-like 3a
Exons: 2
Coding region: 387-1160 (257 amino acids)
Molecular function (GO): protein binding
Source: RefSeq, a predicted model, not a curated record
CCAGCUCCUGCACAAGCACUUCGGUUUCGGCAUCUGUGGAUGAGACACGGGACCACCAGCGGACCCCCACGUCUGGAUUGUCUGUGCGUCUUGGAGAUGCUGAGUCCGGCGCGUCUGGAACCCACCGCGCAGUGAGUGAGUGAGUGAGUGAGUGAGGGGUAAACUUUCAGCGAAAGUUGCGCAUCAGCAGAAAGGACGAGGACGCCGUGUGGGUGGCAAUUUUGCAUUGCCACACAAAGUGUAGCUCUGCUACAUCCUUUCUUCUCUAAGAGGUCACCGCUCCAUCCAGCAAAAUUUCACCCAAAAGCAGAGCCCAGGACCACCCUGCGCUGACGCGGCUGGUCGGCAGGAGGCGGCUGGUGGCGGCGGGGGUCCUGGGGGUCAUCAUGGUUCUGGUGCUGGUCAUCCUCAUCCCGGUGCUGGUCAACUCGGCGGGGACCGCGGCGCACUACGAGAUGCUCGGCACCUGCCGGAUGGUGUGCGACCCGUACGGCACCAAGUCCCCGUCCAGCACCGCCAGCGCGGCGGACGCGGCGCAGGACAGCGGCCUGGUGCAGUCGUUGCCCACUUUUAUCCAAGGUCCGAAGGGCGAGCCGGGUCGGCCCGGCAAGGUGGGUCCGAGGGGACCCCCCGGCGAGCCGGGACCGCCCGGCCCAGCGGGGCCGCCCGGAGACAGGGGGGAACCGGGCAGACCCGGUUUGCCGGGACCCGCGGGGUCCGGCGCCGGCGCGGGCGCAAUCAGCGCGGCCACCUACACCACCGUGCCCAAGAUCGCCUUUUACGCGGGGCUGAAGAAGCAGCACGAGGGCUACGAGCUGCUCAAGUUCGACGACGUGGUGACCAACCUGGGCAACCACUACGACCCGACCACCGGCAAGUUCACCUGCUCCAUCCCCGGGAUUUACUUCUUCACCUACCACGUCCUGAUGCGCGGAGGGGACGGGACGAGCAUGUGGGCGGACCUGUGCAAGAACAACCAGGUGCGGGCCAGCGCCAUCGCCCAGGACGCCGACCAGAACUACGACUACGCCAGCAACAGCGCUGUGCUGCAUCUGGAGCCGGGGGACGAGAUCUACAUCAAACUGGACGGAGGCAAGGCCCACGGGGGCAACAACAACAAGUACAGCACCUUCUCCGGAUUCAUCAUCUACGCGGACUAGGCGACGGCGACAAAACAACGCGUCCGUGGCCCCAGCUGCUGCGGGCCCUUGUGGGCCAGUUCAGAAAACCUUCCCCCUCGGCAAAUAAGACUUGAAGCUCUUUUCCACGUGUGUGUGUGUGUGUGUGUGUGUGUGUGUGUGUGUGUGGAGAAACCGAUGUAAAUCAACCGUCACGAAACUGGGUAUUAUUUUAUAUUCCACUUGUCUGCAGCCGCCGCUGUCCGCAGAGAAUCGGACAAUAACAUCGGAGCGGGAAUCGAACCACGUCCUCUCUUUACAUCCCUCCUUGUGUGUCAAUGUUCCCUGUGACAGAUGCACCCAUUUACCCCCGGCGUUAAAAAUGUGUUUCUGUUCAUCGGAUUGCCAUCGGGUAAGAGCCAGACCACAUUUCAAAGUGCAACUGUCACAGGCCGGCGAGGCAGCAGCAAGCACAGGGGGCCGUCCUCUCUUCAUCGCCGCCGCCGUCGUCACGUUAGACAAGACUCCCGUGGAUGGAGUGAAGAGCGAAAAGCAGGAAAACACAAUAAGACAGCUCUUUCCUUCUUUCUUAUCUUUUCUUGCUAUUUUUUUGUUUUUGCUCCUGAGCGAAACAAGAAGAGGAGUGAAAGCGCCCCAUAGGAGGAAGUGGAAAAUGUCAGAAGUGCACAAGUCAACAUGUAGUUUGAGAAUAGUGUCGAGUCAGUAAGCGCCAGGUAAUCGACUGUGGGACGAUGAAGUGCAAUACCUAUUAAAAAUAUAACUAAAUCAAUGGUGAUAAUCAAUAAGAAAUCCUUGAGUAAGUGUGUGGUUUUCUUUCUUUCUCCUUUUAUUCUCUGAUAUGCUGUGAAGGCGGCGUGGAAGAGCUGGAAACACUUGAAGUACAUUAUGGUACGCUUGCGGGAGAUAAUAUUUCUAUUAUACACAUAAUUACCUCUUUAGUAGAAUAGAAUAAUGAAUAACUUAUUCGUUUAUUAUAUGUAAUCAAACAACACCUCACUUUUAAAGUACUUUAGCUUGGACACGUUUAUUUUUCUCCUUGUUGACACGAUGUCUUGUGUAUGCUGGACGCAUAUUCCUCUCUGCUCUGCAAAGCCCGUCGUCUACAGUGCCGAGCUAAAUGUAUAUGGAGUUGUAAAAGCGAAACUGAAAGCACUAUGCAGAAGAAGUUCAGAACAAAGAAAAUGUAUCCAUGUACAGUGUCGUGUAUUUGAAAGACAGCGAAUGCGGAAAAAAACCCUGGAACCACUGGAAUCAAAUGUAAAUACUGAUAGCGACACAUAGUUAUUAUAUUUUCUUGUUAUUAUUUUUUUCCCCUGCCCGUCCCAUGCACAGGAUGGCGGAAGGGGGCCCCGAGGAGAUUGUUUUUAAAAUCCUCAACUUCUGAACUCAUUCAUUCAGUAAUCGCUGGUUGUCUUGACGUAAAAACCUUAUACCAGUUUAAUCGGUGUGAAAAAGCAUAUGUGCGGCGGAUACGGUGUCAGAUGUGUGCAGUUUUCUGUCCAAACGCUUCUUCUGUCUCUCACGACGGUGACUUAACUGUACUGUUGCCGCAGCGGCGUCCCCAUUAAAAUGGACGGGAGAAACACGUG